This is a messenger RNA of Mercurialis annua (annual mercury), 512 nucleotides long. RefSeq lists its product as uncharacterized. Gene Ontology annotation, biological process: protein N-linked glycosylation. The record is from RefSeq and is a predicted model, not a curated record. The coding region runs from base 108 to 338 and encodes 76 amino acids. NCBI's taxonomy places the organism in Eukaryota, Viridiplantae, Streptophyta, Magnoliopsida, Malpighiales, Euphorbiaceae. The transcript is spliced from 4 exons. Gene Ontology annotation, cellular component: membrane-bounded organelle.
CAACACAGUCAUAAUUAACAGAAGAAAAAAAAACUCACUCUCAGAUCAAAAGACCAAAACGAAGAAGAAGAAGAAGAAGAAGAAGAAGAAGAACAGAGACUCAACAAAUGGCUUCAAAACCGAUCACGAGUCCAGUUCCGGUGAAUAUGUAUCCAACCCUAGCUGUCUCUAUGCUUACGAUCGGCCUCGUUAUUACCGCUUCCUUCUUCAUCUAUGAGGCAACAUCAUCUAGGCGAAACCGCAGCCUUGUCAAGGAGGUUACAACAGGAGCAUUGGCAUCUUUCUUUCUGGGUUUCGGGUCCUUAUUCCUACUACUUGCUUCUGGUGUUUAUGUUUAGAGUCAUGCGUGUAGAACCUUUAAAAAUUUUGCUAAGCAAUAUCCGUUAUGCAUGAUGUGGCUGACAUUUGUUGAUUUAGAUGAGAUUUUUACCUACUUAAUCAGUUGUGGCUAUAAUUGUUACAACUAUAAACAUUUUGAUUGAAAUAUGGAUUACAGAAAUCCUUCGGCAACA